Messenger RNA from Boeremia exigua, 1935 nucleotides. RefSeq lists its product as uncharacterized. The record is from RefSeq and is a predicted model, not a curated record. Gene Ontology annotation, biological process: regulation of DNA-templated transcription. The coding region runs from base 1 to 1803 and encodes 600 amino acids. Gene Ontology annotation, molecular function: zinc ion binding; DNA-binding transcription factor activity, RNA polymerase II-specific. NCBI's taxonomy places the organism in Eukaryota, Fungi, Ascomycota, Dothideomycetes, Pleosporales, Didymellaceae. The transcript has 6 exons.
AUGGUCGGAGUGCCUAAGUCCACAGGGUGUCUGAUAUGUAGGAAGCGAAAGAUCAGUAACACUCAAGACGAAACCUGGCCAACAUGCCUCAACUGUCAGAAGAACAGUAAAUGCUGUCCGGGUCCUCCGGCACGACAUACUUUCAAGGACCUCGGACCUAGCCUUAUCUCAGGUAAACCAGACAUUGAUAGUGCGACAGAUCACAAUCGGCGAUAUUUGACCCAGGUUCACCAAACUGCUUUCGCAGACGGCUCAACAUCACACAAGUUCAGGAUAUCGCCACAAAGAGACACACCCCAUCAAAGAAAACUCGCAGGGCGAUCAGCUUCGACGCGCUCAGCAAGCCUCAGCCGAUCUCGUUCUCCUCGAUUGCCUUUACUUCGACAGCCAUCACCAUCUCAACAACAUGAGCUCUCUCGUGCCCUGAUAGCUGCAACAAGUGCGGGUUGCAUAGGGCUCCAGAUGUCUCUCUUCGGUCCUUUCAUUCAAGAAGUUCCAGCUAGGAUUGGUCAUAGUCCGGCUCUCGAUGCUGCAGUGGCUGUACUCAUCAACACUCACGCCUCUCUCAUGUACAAAAAGACCUUGAAUGAUAUCGCCAGCAUCAAUCUGUAUCUACGAGCGAUUAAGAUGCUGCAAAACUGUCUGGACGACUCUCAAGAAGGAAUGUCCACGAACACGCUUUGCGCUUCUGUUCUCCUCGGGCUUGUUGAAGCAUUAGCGGGACCUCGAAAGGGGAAUCGGUACCUGGCUCAUGUCGGCGGGGCGGGUCGGCUUAUGGAGCUCCAAGGUCCCAGACAAUUCGACGAUCCUUUUGCAAAGGACAUACUACGAUUCAACAGAGGUGGCAUUAUUGUUUCUGCUUGUUACGAACGAGAGCCAUGCUUUCUUGCUGCGCCGGAGUGGCGAGAUGUUGCCUUCGAUCACAGUGGACUCGGCUUCGACGAACGACUACACACUGAUCUCCUCCGGGCUUUUGCGCAGCUACCAGCCAUACUCAAAGACUUGAAACAGCUGAACACCGACUGCAUCACGUUUGAAAACACAGCUAAAAGUACGCGUAAUGAUUCGUGCGUCGAUCCCAAUCUUGAUCUUCAAUUCGACCUCGAGCUUAGUCGUAGUCCACCUACCACCUGCCCUUCGCUCGAUUACUCAGUUGACAGUUUCGACAAUAUCGAGUUUCCGUCAGAACUACGCAAUGAGGGGUUGCCCAAUGGCGGCGUGCCUCUGGCUUACAUAUCCGCGCGCGAAGAUGUGCUCUGCAAGGUUCAGAACCUGAGAAGCACGUUCUGUGCGUUGGGUAUCAAUAUGAAUGCCAAGUUCAACAAUGGCACAACAGUCACCGAACUGCCCAGUGUUGAAGAGGGCAAUCCCAUAGCGACUGCCUAUCACUUCAGUAGCUGGCGCGACAAUGUCGGAUACAACAGCUUCUGGGCGCUCUGUAUCAUGGUGAACGAGUAUCUGAUAAAGCUGCUUCCGCCCUCUGAUCCUAUCAUUGGCAUUCUUGAGGCAGAAAGCCGAUCUCUAGCACUUGAGAUCUGCAAGACAUGGGAAGAAGCAUGGGCAACGAAACCGAUUGGCGCGCUACACACAUCGUUCAGCUUCGUCAUGGCAUACGAAUACGUCACUCCCAGAAUACAAGAAUGGAUCUUGAAAGGGCUAAAUGCGUUACUGGAUUACCAACGUGUAGACGCUGCAGCCUUCCAAUGGACCGAUGAAGUGAUUAGGAUGAUGAGUGGGAAGCUUACUGGUGACGGUCAGAGCACCCUCUUCUCUAAUGUGAGUGUCAUGAAAGAAGCGCAGUAGCCACGCUCACGACACUCUAGACCCUUGUUGGGUGUUGAUGAUUUUUAUAGAUGGACAGGAAUGGAAAAGAGGCGCCCGGAGUCACUUGAGCUUACAUCAGUGUCUGGCAGUCACUGACAACCGAUCGUUUUA